AUGCUGGGGUGGUGUGAGUGUUACGGCUCAUGCGAUGAUGACAGUUUGUAUGAGGAUUUUCCGGUGGAAAAAAAGCCUUUUUCUCUUCCUUCACCCCUUCCUCAGUGGCCACAAGGUCAAGGUUUUGCCACAGGGAAGAUACGCCUAGGAGAAAUAGAAGUCAUUAAAAUCACCAAGUUCUCUGAAAUAUGGAGCUGUGUGCCGCUGCGAGGAAAGGAGAGAGGUGUCACUUUUUAUAAACCUGUGGAAAUUCCAGACGGAUAUUUCUGCCUUGGUCACUAUAGUCAACAAAAUGAUGCACAGUUGAGAGGUUACGUCCUUGUGGCCAAAGACAUAUCCACCACUAAGCAUCGAGGUGAUCAAGUACAGGGAUCUACUUCAGACUCUCCGGCCCUCAUAAAGCCUCUUAGUUACAGCUUAGUAUGGAGUGCCAAUUCUCGUAUUAAUGGACAAGGUUAUAUUUGGCUCCCUAAUGCACCAGCAGGUUAUAAACCUAUGGGUUUUGCUGUUACUAUUGAAUCUGAUGAGCCUGAUCUUGAAGAAGACGAAUUUCAAAUUUGGAAUACAAGACCGUGCAAAAGGGGAAUGUUCUGUAAAGGUGUUCCUGUUGGGACAUUCUUCUGCAGUAGAAACAAGAGUUCUAAAGAUGAAUUGAACAUCGCAUGUUUGAAGAACCUUGACUCGUCCCUCCAUGCAAUGCCGAAUCUUGAUCAAGUCCAUGCACUCAUUAAGCACUACGGACCUACCCUUUUUUUCCAUCCAGAUGAAGUUUACUUGCCCUCGUCUGUUUCAUGGUUCUUUGAAAACGGAGCACUUCUGUACAAAGAGGGAAGAGAUAAAGGAGUAGACAUUGACUCUAAAGGCUUAAAUUUGCCUGGUGGUGGAUGGAAUGAUGGAAAAUUCUGGCUUGAUUUACCAGACGAGAAUGAAAAUAGUGAUUAUCUCAAGUGUGGUAACAUUGAAAGCGCAGAGUUAUAUGUUCACAUAAAACCGGCUUUAGGUGGAAGUUUCACCGACAUUGCCAUGUGGAUCUUUUGCCCAUUCAACGGUCCAGCUACACUUAAAGCUGGGAUACUGAAUUUUUCUUUUAACAGACUAGGUCAGCAUGUUGGCGAUUGGGAGCAUUUUACUCUCCGCUUGAGCAACUUCACCGGAGAACUUUGGAGUGCAUAUUUUUCAGAACACAGUGGGGGUGAAUGGCUGGAUGCAAGUGAGUUGGAGUUCAUCGAGGGAAAUAAGCCGAUUGUAUAUUCAUCAAAAAGUGGCCAUGCAAGUUUCCCACAUCCGGGGUGCUAUAUUCAGGGCUCUACGAAACUUAGAAUAGGAGUGAGGAAUGAUUGUGCUAAAAGCAAGUAUUUCAUGGACUCUAGCACCAAGUACCAAAUUAUUGCGGCUGAGUACCUUGGAGACGGAAAUUUUACAGAACCACAUUGGUUACAAUAUAUGCGGGAAUGGGGUCCAACGAUUGUUUACGAUUCACGAUCUGAACUGGAGAAGAUACUCAAACACCUUCCAUUUUUCAUUAGGUUUUCAGUGGAAAAUCUCGUUGAAAUUUUCCCGACUGAACUAUGUGGUGAGGAGGGGCCAACUGGACCAAAGGAGAAGGACAAUUGGGUUGGAGACGAAAGGCAGAAGUGGAGAUCAAGUUCAUUAUGGACUAGUCCUGGGGGUGUAAGAGUAUGUGCGUGUGUAUAUGUUAUUUCAUUAUAG
This is a messenger RNA of Fraxinus pennsylvanica, 1710 nucleotides long. The record is from the annotation of a GenBank genome assembly. Lineage: Eukaryota; Viridiplantae; Streptophyta; Magnoliopsida; Lamiales; Oleaceae.